AUGAAUUGGGCUAAAGAUUAUUUAAACGAAAAACUCGUUAAUCUUGAAAUUGAACAUGAAGGUUAUAAGAUUGAGACAACAGAAAUUAUUGAAUGUUCAGGUGACGCAGAUUUGAAUCAAAGGAAAGGAAAAUUCAUUCCAAUAAUUGAUUUGGAAGUGGAAUUAAAAUGGAAAGUCAAUGACGAUCCUUCGGAUAAAGAUGUAAUAAGAAAAAUAAUUCGUGAAAAAUUGGGUCCUUUGAUGAAUGAAAAAGUAAAAAAUUUUGGAAAUGAUAUGUUAGAAAAAUCAACCAAAGAAUCAACAACUCAAGAAUCAACUAAAAAAUCUCUAUCUAAAACUAGCUUAGGAAAUGUUACUACAAUUAAAGAAACUGUUGAAUUACAAACUUCAGCUGAUCAAGUUUACGAAACUUUACUUGAUCCUGGAAGAGUAGCUGCUUGGACUAGAUCAAGACCUGAUAUUUUUAGGCAGAUUGGAACUUCUUUUAGUUUAUUUGAUGGAAAUAUUACUGGAACCAUUUUAGAACUUGUUCCAAAUGAAAAGAUUGUACAAAAAUGGCGUCUCAAGACUUGGCCCGAAGGCGACACUGAUUUAUUUGUAGUUGUUCUUGGAGAAAGAAUUAUAGUCAAAAAUGAUACAAUCCCUUUCGACGAAAUCAAUGUUACACUUCUUAAGGAAUUUAUCAGGGAGGAGAGAGACAAUAUUAUUAGUAGUUAUAAAAUGGUUCUUUGGAAGGUUGAGAUUGAAGUAACCAAUGAUAACAUAAAAAAACUUAAAAAUAUCAAAACUGAUAUUAAAAGUGAAUUCAAAGGUGUUAAGUUGAAAGAAUUUGAUUUGGUUAAUGAAAUUUUCUCAGGUGCACCUCCAGAAGAACACAUCAAUAUCAUUGUGCAACUUUCCUCCACCACUGACAUGCCUAAAAACAAGAUAGGAUUAUCAAGACUAGGAGGUCUUGGAGGAACACUUGUGAAUGGUGUGGAAAGUGGUAUGAGCUAUGAAGGUGUUGAUCUUAAGCAUAUUGAAAAUAUAUGUCAGAGAAAAGAAACUAUUAACAGGUUGCUUAAUGAUCUGGAGAAGAAAAAUAUUAUUCUAAUUCGAUCACCACCAAUGACAGGAAAAACAUCACUUGCACAACUAUUGGAAUAUAGCAUUCUUGAAUCAGAGGACGGUAAAGUAAUUUUAAUUGUUGAUGAAGCGCAAGUAAUUUCUUAUCCACAAAAUGUAAUUGAACCUCGCUAUGGUGGAAGUAUAUUUUGGAAUUCAUUUAAAGGAAUACAACAAUUAAAAAUUGUAGCAUUUUCUGUAUAUGGAUAUUAUGGUACUUACACUGAUUCUGGACAUCAUUCAAUUUUGACUAUUUUACCACAAUCUAUUCUCUCUGAGGAAAAUACAUGGGGAUUUGCAGAUCAACGUUUUACUAUUGAAGAGUUUAAAGAUUAUUUUAAUAACUUUUGUAAAAAUCGUCUUCAAAUAUUGAAAAAAGAAAGUAUUUUACCUCUUUGUUAUUAUGUGGGUGAAAUAACAGCUUUUCAUCCAGGUUUAGUUACUUUCACCAUGAAUCAAAUUUGUGAAAAAUUUAUUAAAUGGCCUUCGCUGGAAUUUGAUGAUGAUACGCGUGCAUGUCCGCAGGUUGAAUAUAUGUCAAAAGAAGAAAAGAAAAUUGCUGAUAAAGUACUUUUCAACAAAAGUCCUAAAGUUUAUUCUGGCAGUAUUCCAAAUAAUAAUAAUCAAAUAAUUAUGACAUAUUUUCUUGUGGAUAUUAAAACAGAAAAUGGUUAUUCAACCCUUAACUUUCCAGCACCAUUGCUUAGGGCUAUAUAUUUUCGAGAUCGUUUUGGUUAUGUUAUUCAAGAUUUUUCUGAUUAUUUAAAAUGGUCUAAUUCACGACCUAAAGAAAUUGAAUUCAAAGAUUUUCUCAAAUUAGUAUUCACAAAAAUGUAUCCGAUGACAUUACAAAAUAGUAGGGAUAAAGGAGAAGAUGAUCGACUUUUUGAACGUGUAUGGAAAAUGGAAUUUUACUGUGCAUCAAUACAAGUUCUUCCUAUGAAUGCUUUAAUUACUGUUGAUGUUGGAAAAGUGUUUGGAUCAACAGGAUAUGUAGAUUUUUACAUUAAUGAACCGUAUAAUUGGAUUAUUGAAUUAUUGAGAGAUGAGGAAAAAAUGAUUCAACAUCAGCAAAGGUUUCAAGAAGGUGAUAUAUCCGAACCUAUUUUUAAACAUAUAAAACAGUGGGCAAUUAUUGACAUUCGAAAUAGUGAUAAAAAAGUUCCAAAACCAGAAAAACUUAAAGAGAAUAAUAUUUAUGUUCAUUGUGCUGAAAAUUUUGAAUUUGUUCAGUUGAUUUAUCCUAAUGGAAACAUAGAGGAUGUUCAAUUGUUAGGUGAAGAAAAUAGGCUUGGAUAUGAUAUAUCAGAAUUUUUAGAUUCAAAGGAAAUUGAUUAA
Molecule: messenger RNA, 2442 nt
Organism: Diversispora eburnea
Lineage: Eukaryota; Fungi; Glomeromycota; Glomeromycetes; Diversisporales; Diversisporaceae
Source: the annotation of a GenBank genome assembly